GAUAUGACGGAAUACGAUGAUCGCAGCUGUGCGUCAAAUAUGUAUUUACCGAGCUGUACUUAUUACGUUUCGACGCCCGAUUUUACAUCAGUCUCCUCCUUUUUACCGCAGACUACUUCGUGUCAGAUUAAUUUCCCCUAUUCUCCCAACAUAGCCCAAGUCCAACCUGUCCGAGAAGUCGCUUUCAGGGAUUAUGGACUGGACCAUCCCAGCAAAUGGCACUACAGGGGCAAUUACGCGUCUUACUACUCAACGGACGACAUAAUGCAUCGGGACUUGAUCCAGUCCUCCAGCAGCAGGGCGGAUGUGAUAUUCAAAAACGAGUCAUUGUACGGCCACCACGGGGGGACGAGCUCGCCGUGCAAUUUCUUCACCGGUGUCGGCCGAAAUGGGGUUCUCCCACAGGGCUUUGACCAGUUUUUGGACAAUCCUAACUCGGACAAGCCCAACGCGGAGCUCCCCAAACAAAAGACAGACUCUGCUACUCCCGGAGAUGCUGCGAAUAACAAUCAGGCUUUAACCAAACUAGAGCAGCACAAAGCUGACCCGAGCGGGAGCGCCGACGAGGACUCAUCCUCCAACUGCGGCGACAACAACAAGCAACAGAGUUCAUCAACCAAGUCCAGGAAGAAGAGGUGUCCUUACACCAAAUACCAGAUCCGAGAACUUGAACGAGAGUUUUUCUUCAACGUGUACAUUAACAAAGAAAAGCGACUUCAGCUGUCCAGGAUGUUAAACCUGUCCGAUCGGCAGGUGAAGAUUUGGUUUCAGAACAGAAGAAUGAAAGAGAAAAAGCUGAACCGUGACCGCCUUCAGUAUUUUACUGGGAAUCCUUUAUUCUGAUACCUGACAUUACACACAC
Perca flavescens (yellow perch) is the source of this 862-nucleotide messenger RNA. It is a transcript of the gene hoxd11a, whose product is annotated as homeobox D11a. Bases 4 to 843 code for a protein of 279 amino acids. The transcript is spliced from 2 exons. Lineage: Eukaryota; Metazoa; Chordata; Actinopteri; Perciformes; Percidae. Gene Ontology annotation, biological process: regulation of transcription by RNA polymerase II; anatomical structure development. Gene Ontology annotation, cellular component: nucleus. Gene Ontology annotation, molecular function: DNA-binding transcription factor activity, RNA polymerase II-specific; RNA polymerase II cis-regulatory region sequence-specific DNA binding. The record is from RefSeq and is a predicted model, not a curated record.